Messenger RNA from Triplophysa rosa, 1524 nucleotides. RefSeq lists its product as uncharacterized. The transcript is spliced from 2 exons. The coding region runs from base 199 to 972 and encodes 257 amino acids. The record is from RefSeq and is a predicted model, not a curated record. Lineage: Eukaryota; Metazoa; Chordata; Actinopteri; Cypriniformes; Nemacheilidae.
ACGCCGACCCAGCGUGCAGACGCUCGCUGACGCCUGCCACUUGUACACCUAGAGCAGUUGGUAGAAAGAUGAAAACAGUUGCACCGGAGAGCACUGAGGAACAGUGGAAUAUCACUUAAACAACAAUCAAACAAUCAAAGGACGACAACCCUGGAGGAGCCAGAGACAGAGACCACACAGCACGAGCAUGAGGCCACGAUGAGCAGUGCUCGGGAUGGAACGGAGGAGAACUCCGCCAACGCCAGUGCAAAUGCAAACACCAGCCUCAACAGCACCACCAGCGAUGAGCUGGAGUGCAAAAUCUGCUAUCAGCGCUACAACGCACACAGCCGCCGGCCCAAGAUUCUGGACUGCCUGCACCGCGUGUGCGGCAGAUGCCUCAAUAAAAUCCUGGACAUGGGCGACGGCUCUAGCUCCAUUAGCUGCCCUUUCUGCCGUCAUGAAACGCAGGUCUGCGAGUACGAAGUGGCGGGACUCCCAGAUGACUCAAACAUCAUGUCCCGUCUGACAGUGCGGGACAAGUCCUGGAGCUCGGACCACAGUAAGGAGGUAGUGCUGACACCCAAGAGCCUGUCCUCAGAUGAGAGCACCUCCCACGACUCCUCCAACUGCCUGGUCAUCACCAUCAUGGAGGUGCAGCGGGACCAGCAACGUUCGCCCAGCCAAAAUGCCAGUUCCGAUUACUACGGAGAGCACAGUCUGGACUCUGUUUCUGUAGCAUCCAACAGCGCAGCGGUUGACCAAGACGCGCUCUCCAAGUUCUGUAAUCACGUGCCGCGGGUCCUGGUGUGGCUGUUGGGCUUUUUCUACUUUGGUUCGCUGCCGCUUGGCAUCUAUUUGCUAGUGAUCCAGAGAGUGACUCUGGGGAUCGUGUGUGUGAGCUUGGUGCCAUCCAGUCUCACAGUCUGUCUGGUCUACGGCUUUUGCCAGUGUCUGUGCCAGGGUAUGUGUGACUGCUCCAACAGGGGGUGACUGGAAUAAAAUACACCGGUGGAAAAUCAUAGGCUACUUCAUCGUACCACACUGAGAAGAGAAAACAUAAGCUCCCUGAAUCUCCUUGCUGCAAAUAAAAUGGAAUUGGUGCAAUCUUGCUUUAAAGGGAUGUCCACAAGCAGCUUUGAUAAGAAGGCUGUGAAGCAUUAAACAAAAAGGUCAGCCUGGAGGUUAGACUAUUAGUUUAAACAGUCUCAGCACACACCCCUCCAGCCCUAAAACAUUGUGGGGUAAACAGUUGACCCAAAAUGUUCCAAUGCAGAUCAGAUGUGAUUCUUGAGGGGGAGUUUCUCAAAGGACUUGGAGGGAAGCUUUACAUGUAUAGCAAAGCAUAGCAAACGUCCAUAAUAGGUUUCACUGUGGAUAAUUCUCAUUGCUGUGAAAUAAACUGCGUGCCCUGAUUCACUCAGCCAUUAUAAUAAGGCUCCACGAGCAGAACUGUUACAAUUUAAGACUGCUCGAUUGUGUCUUGUUAAAAACUGUUAGGUAUUACAAAGUGAAAGGGUGGGAAGCCACUUGGGUAAAAAGGAA